AAUACACACAUUUGAGGAAUGUAUGCUAGAAUUUCUCAUUUUUCUAGUCCAAUUAUUAAUAAUUAUUAUUCACUCCCCUUGGCUUCUGCAUCUUCUCUCUCUUCAUCUGAUUCUCUUCACUGGCGAGAUUGCAGGAGUUGGAAGAUCCAACAAUGUCGACAUUUUCUCAGUUUUCUCCACAAGUUUUCUGUCAUCUCUCUAGGGCACCCUUUGAGCCAUAUGUUUCUUCUGAAUUUCCUUGAAAUUGAUCCAAUUCCAUCUUUAUUUUUACGUAAAGGCUCGGAAUUUAGGGUUUUUGGAUCAAAGCUCGAGUUUGCAAGCUUUUGAUAAUAGUCGUGUAUUUAUUUGGUUAAAUUUUGAGUGCUCGUCGAUUUUCUAAGGUUUGGGCUAAUAGUCGUGUAUUUAUUGGAAAUUGUGGCUUGUGGGGGGUUAAGAAGUUGAUUUGUUGAAUUUUGGGAUUUUGGUGUGUGCUUUGAUCUGCUGGCUCUGCAUGUCUAAUUCUUAAGGGGUCCUCUGCUGUUUCGUGGAGGAUCCCAAAAUCCUCGUCUUACAAUUGUGUUCAAAAUGCUUCCUUGUUUACUGGUUAAUUUAUGUAGGUGAAGUAGAAGAGAUGUUUCAUUGGGUUUUUCAGUGUUUUUUCUUAGCUGAUAAGUGAGACAAGUGUGCUUAAUUUGCUUUUAGCCAAUUGGUUUUGAGGAUUUGAAAUCAGUUUUUGUUUUUGUUUUUUGUUUUUGUUUUUGAGUGGGUUAGAUUGGGUUGGGGCGGGAGGAGGGGAAGAUGUUUGGUUCUGGUGUGGAUACUGGGCAUGAUAAUAGUGGGUUGUCCAGUCCUCUGUUGAUACCCACACGAUUUGUGUGGCGUUAUGGCGGCAGAAGGGUACUUCUUAGUGGUUCCUUCACCAGGUGGUCAAACCAUAUACUAUUGUCUCCAAUGGAGGGCUGCCCGACUGUGUUUCAGGUUAUCUGCAGCUUAACACCGGGAUAUCACGAGUACAAGUUUUUUGUUGAUGGAGAAUGGCGGCAUGAUGAGCACCAACCAUUUGUAAGUGGAAAUUAUGGGGUGGUGAACACUGUCUUCUUAGCUAGGGAGCCUGAUGUGAUUCCUGCAAUUUAUACUCCAGAGGCACCUGGUAGAUCUAGUAUGGAUGUGGAUAAUGAUCCAUUUUUUCAUUUGGAAGCAGUUCCAAGGAUAUCAGAGGCUGAUAUAGAUAUUUCUCGCCAACGUAUAUCUGUGUUCUUGUCAACACAUACUGCAUACGAGUUGCUUCCUGAAUCUGGCAAGGUCAUUGCCUUGGACGUGAAUUUACCAGUGAAGCAAGCAUUCCAUAUUCUGUAUGAGCAGGGAAUUCCUGUGGCUCCUCUCUGGGAUUUUUGCAAGGGUCAGUUUGUUGGAGUUCUUAGUGCAUUGGAUUUCAUCUUAAUUUUAAGAGAGCUUGGCAAUCAUGGAUCAAAUUUGACGGAGGAAGAGCUUGACACUCAUUCCAUAUCAGCUUGGAAAGAGGGAAAAUCACAUCUUAACAGACAAGUCGAUAGCAGUGGCAGAUCAUAUCCAAGAUGUCUUAUACAUGCUGGACCUUAUGAUUCUCUAAAAGAUGUUGCUUUAAAAAUUUUGCAAAAGAAGGUGGCUACAGUUCCCAUUAUCCAUUCUUCUUCACAGGAUGGUUCAUUUCCACAGCUAUUACAUCUGGCUUCCCUCUCUGAGAUUCUGAAAUGUAUUUGCAGGCAUUUUAGACAUUCUUCUAGCUCUUUGCCUAUCCUUCAACAACCAAUUUGUUUGCUUCCUCUGGGUACAUGGGUUCCGAAAAUUGGGGAAUCUAAUGGACAGUCAUUUGCAAUGCUGAGACCAAAUGCCCCUCUUAGUUCUGCCCUGUCUUUGUUUGUUCAAGCUGAAGUUAGUUCGAUACCUAUAGUGGAUGAUAAUGACUCAUUGCUGGAUAUAUAUUGUCGAAGUGACAUCACUGCUUUGGCAAAAGACAGGGCAUAUGCACAGAUUCGCCUUGAUGAAAUGAGUAUUCAUCAGCAAGCCAUGGAACCCUCACCCAGUUGGUGCACAUUGGACAUCAGCAUACAUGUGCAAUGGCAAGAAAACUUAAUUGUGAUACUCCCCAGAAUGGCUUUACAACUGGGGCAAGAUGUGAGUCCUUAUGGCUUCUUUAAUGGACAAAGAUGUCAGAUGUGUUUACGAUCUGAUCCUUUGCACAAAGUGAUGGAGCGUCUGGCAAAUCCUGGGGUCAGGAGGCUCGUAAUCGUGGAGGCUGGCAGCAAGCGUGUAGAGGGCAUUGUUUCACUAAGUGACGUGUUCAGGUUCUUGCUGGGUUAGCGAGAAUGGUUGCCAACCCUCAUCACAUCAAAACUGUUUCUCACGGUGGCUCUGGAGAGAUGACACAUUUAUCUCAUUCGACACUUAUCUCUGCUAUGCCCUCUCGGUUCCCUUACCUUCUUUCUGGGUUAAGUCUCAAUAUGUUGAUCUGCCUCUUUGAUUGGAUGGGACGUGAUUUUCUAGGCCCUACCAAUUUUUUAGGAUAUGAUUUUAAAAAAGGAUUAGGAAAAUCUGUAAAUUGAGAAGAUUCAAUUUUUUUUUUUCCCAACCUUGCCCUUAUAACCAAUCACAUACAAUCUGCAUGCCAACAAUAGCACUAUAAGGACUUUAGAAGUUCAAUAACUGGACUCAGUUGAAGCUGUUGCUGGUACAGCUGCCAUGCCAUGUUUCUUGCUCUUUACUGCAAACAGAAAAGUGGCAAAAAGAGCAAGAGAAGUUUGUAAGCAACUCAUGCUGUUUGGUUGGCUGUCCAUAAACAAAGAAAAGAGUGGGUUGAUAAAUUCAGGUUUAGUAUGCUCUUUGACUCUCACCACUUUUUUUUUAAUCGAUUUGUGUUGUAGCAUUUGCUGAUUUUACUUGAUAUCCCACAGUUUAGGUUAUUGGAUCUAUUUGUUUAUUCAAUUUACAUGGCCCCUUUGUGUU
This is a messenger RNA of Camellia sinensis, 2961 nucleotides long. Its product is annotated as sucrose nonfermenting 4-like protein. NCBI's taxonomy places the organism in Eukaryota, Viridiplantae, Streptophyta, Magnoliopsida, Ericales, Theaceae. The record is from RefSeq and is a predicted model, not a curated record.